Messenger RNA from Acipenser ruthenus (sterlet), 2947 nucleotides. RefSeq names its product neuronal acetylcholine receptor subunit alpha-4-like. Bases 654 to 2468 code for a protein of 604 amino acids. The transcript is spliced from 6 exons. Gene Ontology annotation, molecular function: transmembrane signaling receptor activity; acetylcholine-gated monoatomic cation-selective channel activity. The record is from RefSeq and is a predicted model, not a curated record. Gene Ontology annotation, cellular component: postsynaptic membrane; neuron projection; synapse. Gene Ontology annotation, biological process: nervous system process; signal transduction; chemical synaptic transmission. Lineage: Eukaryota; Metazoa; Chordata; Actinopteri; Acipenseriformes; Acipenseridae.
GGACAGACCCACACAAGCAGCAUUCCUUUACAUACUCUGAAGUUACCUUCAAACAGCCAAGCGACGCAUGCCUUAGCUUGAGAGCAAGCUCGAGCGCGCAGAAAAGAAGACGCAGGAGCGCAGAAUAGAAAGUAAUAUCAGCAACUUCGUAAGCUAGCGGUUCAAAGGUCCUGAAAAGUGACAAUAAUAAUAAGCAUCUGAAGACUUGAACCAAGAGAUAAAUAAACAGAAAGCAGUAGUGCACUGGAGAGGUUACAGAAACAAGUGAUGAUGAAAGAAAAGAGUACGAAAGGUUGAUUGACAACCGCGAUUAAGGUGCACCAAAACAUUGUAGCAGUGGGAAUUCAAUGCUGCUUUAUUUUCCGCGAAUUGACUCGUUCCCGAAGAGAGUUGAGGAAGAAAUGAGAAAAAGAGAUGAGAAGCAAUCAGAAAAGAGAGACUAUAACACGAGGAACAAAUAAACAGCGAGUGAAAAAGAGGCGAGUAGAAGACAACUGAUAGGGUAGUGCUGCUGAGAAAGUUGGGGGACUGAAGAGUCGUCAGAUAGAAGCGCUGUUUUACUAUGGGGCUCCUGAUUCAAGCGCUUCGGUUGCUGGGCGUCUGCAUGUCGAUCCAGGUGCUGUCAGUUUUUUGUUCCUGCAGUGUGUAGCCAUAUGAGGACAAGAGCCCAUGCAGAGGAGAGACUUCUGAAGACCCUCUUCACUGCUUAUAACAAGCUGUCCCGGCCUGUAGCCAACAUCUCUGAUGUAGUGCUGGUCCGCUUCGGGCUGUCCAUUGCCCAGCUCAUUGAUGUAGAUGAAAAGAACCAGAUGAUGACCACCAAUGUCUGGGUGAAGCAGGAAUGGCAUGAUUACAAACUCCAAUGGAACCCUCUUGAAUAUGAAAACGUGACUUCAAUUCGAAUUCCAUCAGAGCUUAUCUGGAGACCAGAUAUUGUCCUUUACAAUAAUGCCGACGGGGACUUUGCAGUGACUCACCUCACCAAAGCUCAUCUUUUUCACGAUGGCAGAAUCAAAUGGAUGCCCCCGGCUAUCUACAAGAGCUCCUGCAGCAUUGACGUCACCUUUUUCCCUUUCGAUCAGCAGAACUGUACCAUGAAGUUUGGCUCCUGGACUUACGACAAAGCUAAAAUAGACCUGAUCAGCAUGGCAAACAACGUGGACCAAUUGGAUUUUUGGGAGAGUGGGGAAUGGGUCAUCAUCAACGCAGUCGGGACGUACAACAUAAAGAAAUACGAAUGCUGCGCGGAAAUCUACCCCGACAUUACAUACUCCUUCAUUAUCAGGAGGCUUCCUCUGUUUUACACUAUCAACUUGAUCAUCCCUUGCCUUCUAAUCUCCUGCCUGACCGUGUUGGUCUUUUAUCUCCCUUCUGAGUGUGGGGAAAAGAUCACCCUUUGUAUUUCAGUGCUUCUAUCAUUGACUGUGUUCCUCUUACUAAUUACAGAGAUAAUUCCUUCCACGUCCCUUGUAAUUCCCUUGAUCGGAGAGUACUUGCUGUUCACUAUGAUAUUUGUAACACUCUCAAUUAUUAUCACCGUCUUUGUCCUGAAUGUUCAUCACCGCUCGCCCCGUACCCAUACGAUGCCAGACUGGGUACGGAGGAUAUUCCUAGAUGUCAUCCCCCGACUCUUGUUUAUGAAAAGACCUGCACUGGUAAAGGAGAACUGUAAAAAACUAAUUGAGUCACUGCAUAAGAAAGCAAGCUCACCUACAUUCUGGUCUGAGAUUGGGGUUGAUCAGAAACUCCCGACCACGCCUCUGGAGAGCCAAGAGAGUACCGAUCCCUCCCCUACUUCUCCAUUGUGCCAUCCGUUAGAGGAUACACCACCUAAACCCCAAAUCCUCUGUAAGUCAUCCUCAAGCCAAUACUCUAUUCUUCUCGAGGAACCUGGUCAAACAAGCCGUUCUCCCCCUCCAGCCUUGCAUCACCAUCUAAGCUUUGAUGAGCCGCGUACUAUCCCCAAGGGCAGAUCAUUCAGUGUCCAGUACACAAGUGGUGAAAGUGAGCUCCCUCAAACCACGACUCGAUGCAGAUCCAGAAGCAUCCAGUACUGCUGCCUGCAUGAGGAGUCCUCCCAAACCAAUGGUCAUUCCAGCAGUAAGUGCAGCCGGUCGCCAUCAUUCCAGCUUCCUCACCUCAAGGAGGAACCAUUCACUCCCAAUCCAAGCCAAUGGAAAUGCAAAAAGGUCCCAGAGACAGCAACUGCAUCUGACAGGGUUUCAAAGGUCUUCAAUGCCAAGGAGCAACAUCUUCUGUUGAUGUCCCCUUCCAUGAAGCAAGCCAUUGAGGGGGUGCAGUAUGUUGCAGACCAUCUGAGGGCAGAAGAUGCUAACUUUUCUGUAAAGGAAGACUGGAAGUAUGUGGCUAUGGUGAUUGACAGGAUCUUUCUCUGGGUGUUUAUAAUAGUUUGCAUUUUAGGGACUGUUGGACUCUUCCUUCCUCCAUGGCUGGCAGGAAUGAUCUAGCAGAGAGAGAGAGAGAGAGAGAGAGAGAGAGAGAGAGAGAGAGAGAGAGAGAGAGAGAGAGAGAAUAUUUUCAGAUGUAUUUUCAAGGAUGCAAUGUUCUGCAGGGCUAUAGGAAACUUUAAGGGUGGAGGUUACAGAAAGAAAAAAGAAUGCCAGAGGAGAUAUUUUUGGAUUCCAAACAAUGUGUAAAUGUUUGUGAGAUUGUAAUAGAACAUGUAUAAUAUGCCAUGUGUUACUUAGCUCUCUAUAUUGUAUGUCAAAAUGUAUCGGUUAUAUCUAUAUGAAAAAAAAAACCAGACAAGACAAUAAUACUAUCAAUUCUGAUUUAACAAAACAUUAUGGACACUGAUCUUUAGCUAAUCUGUAUUGGCUAAUCUAGAUUCAUGUCAGCAGCUCCAAAAUAAUAGAAUUGCUACUUAUAUGUACUGAAGUUCUAAAUGCAGUACUCUGGCAAUGCUUUUAUGAAAAAUAUAUAUAUA